UCGCAGUCGCCGCAGUCUUUCGUUACGUGUUACUUGUUUUAUUUUCCGUACAUUAUUGCAAACCUAGGUAAUAUUUCAAACCGGACCUCUUUCAAGUUGUUCGCGUUCAGUUUGUGAUUCAUUUGGUGCUAGGUGCCCUUAUAACACCGCCACUUUUCAUUCAAAAGACUUAUUCCUUUCUUCAUCUUCGACCAAUGGAAGUAGGCUUGCAGAGUGGCUACGUGGCCAACGGUGGUGGACCGUCCUCUCCAGCGGCCGGCAUUCUGGCAGUCAGCGAUGUCCAGAGGACGAGUAGGUCGCCUGCCAAGACGGGUCUCCACGUCAAUUUCAAGGACAAGGGCGAGAUCAAGGAAAAGCGGGAGAAGUUCCUCACGGCAAAGUACGGCCAUCAUCAGAUGAGUCUGAUCAGGAAAAGGCUGGCGGUGGAGAUGUGGCUGUACGAGGAACUGAAGAAGUUAUUCGAUACAAAUAAAAAAAGUGAAGAGAACGGUGUAAAUAAUGAAGAGGUCGAAGUAGAUAUAGAUGAACUUCUCGACAUGGACAGUGACGACCAGAGGCGGAAACAUUUACAGAACCUGCUGGCAGACGCCAAAAGUCCCCAAAGAGAGAAGUUCAUCAACGACCUGCUGGAGAAAGCAAAAACGCUCUAAAACUGGAAGUGAAGUGCCAAAAUGAAAAUAAAAUAACAAGGUCCCGCUGGAUAGUAAAACUGUUAUUAGUGGGACAUGCUAUAAGCGCAUCGUUCGACGCUUAAACUGGAAUAUUCCGCAUUCCCGUUCAACAUGUUGUAAAAACACCUACGAACUCACUGCACAAGUUAUUGUUACAUCGAUAAGACUGGCAAAAUAGUUUUGGUCUUGCCUUGCUUGCCUAGGGAAGACAUUUUACUGUCUAUAGUUAAAGAUAGUAGAUGUGAAACAAGACAGAACAUCAAAAGUCAACUUCUUUAUGAAUACAUACAUACGAAAAUGUUUCUUUUUAGCAUUAAUUUCAAAUGCUUUAUCGUUUUUUUACUUGAAAAUACUGCUAAACAUAAAGCCGCGUCCAAGCUACUCGAACAAAACGUGUAUAUACUCGUAGCAGCAGGUCAUAAACGACGGCACAGCCCAUCGCAUCGGUCCCGAGGACUGAGGUGCGGGGAAGAAUGCGACAACAGGAAGUUUGCUCUAUAGAUCUAGGAUGCGUUUAGGUAGUCGCUGUUUUUUCGAGUGCCCGGAUUUCGAGUGCAAGCAUUUUAUUAAAUAAAUUAACCGGUAAACAGUUUAAGAACUUUUGUCGUUGAAGAAUCAAUAUUUAGCAGGCGGAGGGUUACAGGUUUUUUUUCGUAGAUUAUUCGUUAUAGUGUAUUUUUAAGACCUGUAGUCAUUUUCAGCCGAUUCUACCAGGUGUUUCUCAAAAGGGGCUCACUUUUUUACUUUUUUAUUUUUUCAGAUAAUACAACAAAAUUU
Sitophilus oryzae (rice weevil) is the source of this 1448-nucleotide messenger RNA. RefSeq names its product protein phosphatase 1 regulatory subunit 14B. Lineage: Eukaryota; Metazoa; Arthropoda; Insecta; Coleoptera; Curculionidae. Gene Ontology annotation, cellular component: cytoplasm. The record is from RefSeq and is a predicted model, not a curated record. Gene Ontology annotation, biological process: regulation of phosphorylation. Gene Ontology annotation, molecular function: protein serine/threonine phosphatase inhibitor activity. Bases 195 to 650 code for a protein of 151 amino acids. The transcript has 4 exons.